GAAGAAAAAGAAAGUAAAAUGUGAUUUGACUCCGACUUUCGAGUCCCAAGAAAUUCCAUUUAUCAGCUAAUUUUUGAAUCAAAAUGUAAACCCUAAGCCGUCAUGUCGGUGGUAGAUGCUGCAUCCUACCUGAAGGAUGCCACAAUAGGUGCAGGGAACGUUUUUCGGGACACUGUUGUUAGAUUUUGUCUGUCAUUUUGUACCGUGGUUGCUUUGGUAUGGGUUGCGGUUCUCAUGUACAUCAGCUUCUACUAUGCAUAUAUGCCGACAGUUCACUACACUCAGCCAGUUUACUUACAAUUCUCGACGGACUGUAACAGCAGACCACGGGAAGGUCUCUGUUCUUUCCCUGAAGCUAAUGUGAGCCUUAGUAAAGGCGAGAGGAUAUUGAUGAGAGGCCAAAAGUAUCAAGUGUUUCUUGAUUUAGACAUGCCUUAUUCACCUGUAAAUGAAAGACUAGGAAUGUUCAUGGUGAAUGUUAAUUUUUUGUCAAACUCAGGGAAGGUUGUAGCUACAUCAUCAAAAUCAUGUAUGCUUCACUUUAGAUCAGCCCAUUUAAAAGUCAUGUAUUCGGUGUUCAUGGCUCUCCCUCUUAUAUUUGGCUUCACUGAAGAGAAACAGAGUGUACCAGUGAAGUUAUUUGAAAAUUAUGUUGAUGAUUCAUACCAUCCAGUGACUAGUGUUAAAAUCAUUAUCAUGGCAAAGCAUGUUGAAAUAUAUGGUGCUUUACUAAGAAUAGAAGCACAGUUUUCAGGUCUAAGAUUUAUUCUGUUCAAUUGGCCUAUUACAUCUGCCUUGGUCUGCAUAUCAGCAAAUUUUAUCGUCAUCUGUAUCAUCUUUUUCUUUGCUUACAAUGCCUUUACUCCUGAACCGGUUGAACAAUCUGUUAUUGAGGCAGAAACAGAAGAGGAUGGUCAGGAAAGGCUUUACAGCGAAGCACGAAGGAGAGACUUAGGUAGCAGUGUGCGUAGAAGACCAAGAAGCCCAGUUAGAAUAACAUCUGCAUCUUCUGCACAAGAAAAUGGUAGGUCCAGCAUACCAGCCAUUUACACAAGAAACAAAGUACCUUAUUUACACUACAGUGCUUCGUCCCUGCACAUUUCAACUCCCCGCAAAAACAUACCACCACAGCGAAGGCUAAGAUCUGCAUCUUUUCCUUCGUUCAGGUGGGAAACAAAUGACUUUCAAGCAGCGUCUGGUUGGCAUGUGGGAGAGAUUAUACGUAGUUCACCCUGUACACCAUGUGGAGACCGUACGCCUGUGCAUUUUGGGUUUCAGGUGGGUAAUACUCAAAAUUGUUCUAUCCCUGGUUAUGUUACUGCUAAAGACAGUAGAGUUAACGAGAGCAAGUCUGGGAUGGAUCAUGAACCAUCCACCACAUCAUUCACAGUGAUUAAGAAAAGUGAUUCAGAAGAGAAGAUUUCCUUACUGAAUAAGAAUGAUAAUAUUGGACAUAACAGUGAAGCUAAGGUUGGUAACUCUGCUAUUGAGGGCAAACCACACCCAAAGUUAUCAUCGUACACUAUAAUUGAACCCAAGUCAGGCAAACAGUUCUAUAGCUAUUCAGAUUUUGAAGUCAAGAAAGCCAUUGCUAUCAAGGAAAAGGAAAAUGAUCCAAUCACGGAUAAGCAGUUGAAUGGGAAUGAACACUUGAAGAUGGUAGAAGAAGAAAAGAAGUCUAUAUUGAGGAGGAGGUCUACGAACAAGACACGAUCAAAGUUUGGAUUGACUUUUAAGAGGAUGUUACCAAAGAGAUAGCACACCACGUGAUAGGGAGAAGGUGAAAAAUCACACAGGAAGACCAAAGAGAAAAGUCAUUUAUUUGGCGAAAGGAAGAUAAGGCAGUCUAAUUGGUUUCAAAAUGCACCAAAAUUCAAGGUAGACAAUCCACAGGAAACCAGCUAGAGUAUCUGAAUCCACAGGAAGACCAGUGAGAGUAUCAGAAGAAGACCACUUAUGGUCUAUGACUAGAGUAUCCAAGAAUCCACAGGUAGUUCAAUUCAUAGUUCCGACUCCCCUUAGUAAUCAAUGCUAUGUCCCACAAGCUUAACAAAAUAAUAAUGAUUUAGAAUAUCUCAGAAUUUUAGACUCUGAUCGCGGAAAAUUGAUUAUAAAUUGUUUCAAUAGUUUACUCUCAUGCGAAAAGAAUAGAAAAUUGUCUCGUAGUCCUUGUAGUACUCUUUAAAACAGAUGCUGUGUAGUUGUUCGUUGGACAAGCUUUUAAUUCCACUGGAAAACUACUACAACGGUGAUUGGUUCGCUAUCAUCUGAGUUAGAACUAUGAAUUAUAGCCCACAUUUAGAGUAAGCAUUGUUAAAAUUGUUGCAUUGUAUAGGUUGCUAUCAAUAGACGUCACUUCCGGUAA
Molecule: messenger RNA, 2365 nt
Organism: Actinia tenebrosa (Australian red waratah sea anemone)
Lineage: Eukaryota; Metazoa; Cnidaria; Anthozoa; Actiniaria; Actiniidae
Biological process (GO): lipid droplet organization; lipid storage
Cellular component (GO): endoplasmic reticulum membrane
Source: RefSeq, a predicted model, not a curated record